GGUGGGAAGCCUGUCAGAAUUCAAUUCGUCGGCGAGUCCUUGUGCCCAGAUUGUGCAGCAUAUACAACCAAGGUCUUGGAACCCAUCUUCUCAUCAGGGCUCAAAGACCUCAUCGAGCUCGAUUACGUGGGAUGGGGCAAUGCCAAGAACACUAGCGGCGAGGUGGAGUGUCAGCAUGGGCCUAGGGAGUGCGAUUUGAACAUUGCAUUGAACUGCGCACAGCAGCUCAGCAAGUCACAGGAAGACUUCUUUGACUUUUUGUACUGCCUGGAGAGGGAAGCUUUCAGCUCCACGGGAACAGAAGUGCUGCAGACCUGCUCAAAUAGUGGAAGGUUGUCCGAGAAGGCUCUGCGCGAGUGCAGCACUGGCAAGCUAGGUGCGGAGCUUGAGAGGGCAGCAGCAGCUGCCACCCCUCUGCACCAGUACGUGCCUUGGAUACUGGUGGAUGAUGUGCCGCUCGGGGCUGACUGUGGUAACUUGGCAACCUACAUCUGCGCUGCGUACACUGGCAAGAAACCGGAAGCAUGU
Coccomyxa subellipsoidea C-169 is the source of this 528-nucleotide messenger RNA. Its product is annotated as GILT-domain-containing protein. NCBI's taxonomy places the organism in Eukaryota, Viridiplantae, Chlorophyta, Trebouxiophyceae, Coccomyxaceae. The transcript is spliced from 3 exons. Gene Ontology annotation, molecular function: oxidoreductase activity, acting on a sulfur group of donors, disulfide as acceptor. The annotation marks the transcript as partial. The record is from RefSeq and is a predicted model, not a curated record.